AAAAAAACGUCGCAUACGCACACACAGACAGCCCGAUAAAGACGAGGAAGCGGGGCUAGCUGCGCGCUGUUGGGCACUAGUACGGUGCCUUGGUGCAUCUGGGAAGGGGGGCUUCGCGGUCACGUGACCGAGCUGCGUUUUGAGCGCACUAACCCAGACUGUAAAUAGGGAGUGUACAUAGUGUGAUACGGUGAGUGCUUAGGUGCGUGGGAUUUUAGUUGGCAAUGAGUUCAACCAACAAAUCCUUGGUGUCCUCUGGUAGUAGAGGCACCAGUAAAAAUAAAUCACAACAACAUGGCAAAUCUGAUCAUCACCAUCAGACCAAAUCAUCAGAUUCGACCAAGCAUGAUAAGGCCCAGCAAAACACAAAUCAAAUGCGGAAUGCACAAAUUAUCGAUACCAGAAUGGCGGGUGGCGAGGAUCCUAUUCUGAAGGAGCGCAUCAAACAGGUCAUGGAUAUGACCCGACGUUCAGAAGACGAGGUGAUCAUGGCUCUGCACGAUAGCGAUGGAGAUCUGGAUCGUGCCGUUAACGAUCUUCUGGAGGGUGUGAAAACAGAAUGGGAGGUUAAAAAGAAGAAGCCUCGUCAACCCAGUGGUUCCAAGCAGACUACAGAUCAGUCAGGUGGACAGGAUGAUAACGGCGAUUGGGAAGAACGACGCAACCAGCGUGGUGGCGGGCCUCCGCGUAUGCGUGGCCGCGCUAAUCACGACAAUCGUGGCUGGCGUGGACGGGAAAAUAAGGAGAAUGAAAGGAACAUGGAAGACGGUGUGCGCGACGGCAGCUAUAGUAGAAGAGGUAGGGGUGGAUCUGGAAGAUCGGGUCGUGGAUGUCGUAGCAGUGGUCGAGGUCUUGGUCCAAGGACAUUUGCUAAUCGUAACGAUCCAUCGUCUACCUCCACUGCUCAUGGUUUUAAUCGGCCCAUUGAAACCUGGACAGGUAGUGAGGAACAACAACAAAGUAUUCAAGAACCUAAAAUGGAUGCUUGGAAUAAUUUGGACUCUACAGAAGACUGGGAUAACGAGGAGUACACGGGCUCUUUGGCAGAUACUAAAGUCUUUACUCCGAGCACGAAUAUCCUUGAACCUCCGUCUGUUCUGGAAGAACAAAAGCCUCAAGAAAUGUCAUCCACGCAGUCGGGUCAGGGAGUUAACCUGUCACUACUUCAGCAGGAGGAACUACCAAAAUUGUCGGACAUGUCUACGAUGCAGCAGCAGAGUUUAAUACCUCAGCAGCAGCAAACCCAACAACAGCAACAACAGCAGCAAGUAUUGGGCUUGCCAACGAUGCAACUAUCACAAUCGAGCGCUCUUAGCGGUCCACUAAAUGCGGCACAAACUCAAUAUUUCACGCAACUUACUCAACAAACAAGCGAAAAUUUAAAAGCAGCUGCACAAACAUCAUUUUCGUCGUCUAUGUCCAGUCAGCCUCAGAGACAAACAAAACAACGUCCAAGAGUACCUCCGCCAUCAAAAAUACCCUCGAGUGCCGUGGAAAUGCCUGGUGACGCAGUGAACAGCGGAAUCGGCUUUCUCGAUGUACAGUUUGGUGCGCUUGAAUUUGGUAGUGAUUCCAGCUCCCUUGACGGUUCAUCGAAUGAAAAAUACAACUCCACGAGUAACACAAUUACUGGUGUAGACAUGACUUCCGGUGCGAGUACUGCGAACACUGCCAAUGCGAGUAAUUCGCUCGACAUCGAAACUACGCAGACUUCCACUACACCGUUUAACGCCAGUUCACAGAUGUUACAGAGUACCGACACUUUGCCAGCUUCCAACGAGCACACGAUUAGUUCUCAAAGUUUCACUCGUGGAAGCACCAGUGGCCAAAGCUUGGAUAUAACUAAACCAGAUUUCACGUCACAGGUCUCACCUGGAAAUGCACCAACGUACGGUGGUACGACGACCUAUCAGCCGUCGCAAAAGUCCACUUUCCAACCGUCGAGUGGUACACCAAGCACCUAUAAUGCGUAUUCAACUAAUAACCAAUCUCAGUCUAGCUUCCAAAAUGCGUCGGGCGCUAACGUGAGUAGUUAUUCUGCGACAGCGACUGUUUCACAGGCGAGUUAUAACUCGUCGACGUCGUUUCCGCAAUCUAACACGUCGAACUUCAGUCAACCUUCUCCUUCCGCAUCGGCGUCUGCAACUUCCGGUUACAAUCAACCCACCACUAGCAGCCAGGUUUAUCCAUCUGCAAGUGGAUAUGUACCGGCUACAACAUCGCAAUAUCCAGCACAAGCUACCAACACGGUAUCAAACAGCAAUGCAGGGUAUCAAACUUAUCAGCCCCAGUAUCAAUCUUCUGUGACGACGUUCACAUCUCCGAUAACGCAAAGUUCCGGUUAUCAAAGUGCUGCGCAGUCCGUUUACGCGAAUCCGUAUGGUAGUUAUGCCAGCCAACCACAGACAGCGUCACACAAUCACAAAUUGAACAGCACCACGACGAAGGAUUCACAGUAUGACAGCAGUGCAACGACGUCAAAUAGUUCUCUCGCGACAACCAGUGCACCAACGUUGGGUCUCACCUCGACGUCUGUCAAUAGCUCACAGACAAAAGUGACGAAUUCCAAUGCUGUUCCGAAAAGCACGUCGAGCGGAGUAGUGACGGGUAGCAGUGGUACUGGCAAUAUGACUGGCGGUGGUGCGGCUGGAAGUAUGACUCCAAUGCUCACGAGUCAUCAAUACAUUAUGGGUCAGGCGGGCGUACCGUACGCAGCUUUCCAGCAACCCGUGUACAGCUAUGAAGACUUGCAACUUGUACAACAGAGAAUACCACACAUGCCAACAACUUACUAUGACGCGGCUCUGGGCUAUCAGACAACCGGUCCGGCUACCAGUCUUGGUGGUGGCAGAGGCGAUGCUUUAUCUGGCGUGCAAGGUGUACAAGGUGUCCAAGGUGUCCAAGGAGCCUAUACCAGUAUUAGCGACGCCAGGUUUGCUAGAAACGAUAGCAACGCGUCACCAGUUCCUUCCACUAUGUCGCAGCAGACCGCCACGCAGCAUCAGCAGCCAAUGAUAAAUCCUACUCUUCCUCCGGGAUACGCAUACGCAUUUACUUACGGUAGCGGAAUUAUGCCAGGAGGUUUUCAGUAUGGAACUCCUGCCAUUUAUCCGCAAAUAGCAACGGCCGGCAAUGCCGGCACGAAUAGUGGCGCGUACAGCGCUAAGCCGGGUAGCUACGGAUCUGGUUAUGGCGCCGGUGCAAGCUACGAUGCGCUAGCGUCUGCAGGCCCGUCCGGAGAAUACAAAGGCGCCGGUAGCAGUUAUACCGGAACUCAAACCGGUAAAACCGGUACUUCCACAGGAAAUACCAAUACCGCUGGCUCUUCUGCAACAGAUAUGAGCGCCACAAUGUACGCCAAGAGUCAUGUCGCUCUUGGCAAAGUAAAUUCUUACGAAAAACAGACUUUCCACUCGGCUACGCCACCACCGUUCGGUCUUACGGGAAGUCAAAACGCUGGCUUGCCCGGUGGUUACGGUGGCCCACACUUAUUCAUCCCGACUAUACCGCAUCAGUUGCAUCAGCCGCUUCAUCAGGAUGGCGGUAACAGCGGCAACCAAAGGUCCAAUACGAGUUCGCAGAACAAAGCUCAAGCGAAGCCUGGAUAUAGUCCUAGUUAUUGGACCGGUAGCAACUAAAAAGAAACAAAAGACAAACUUUUAAACGCGACACAGAGGAAGGACGAAAUAACGUAACAUCCUAGUAGAAUAACAAGUCGUCUUUCGUUGUGAAUUGCGAUGGUGUUACAUAAGAGACUUUGACAUUGUCAAUAGUUAAAAAUGACGGAUAAAAAUAAUAGACGAGAGACUUCACUUUUUUGGGAAUUAACACGAGUCAAUGCGAAAAAAAGAGUGAAUACUUUUGAAAAAUUGAAAGGUAUAUGCAAUUAUUAACCAGAUGCUUCCCUCAAUGGUAACGAACAACCAAUUCCCGUGUGUAUGUUGUAUGCUACAUUCACUUGUACUUGAUCUAUAAUUUAUUUGUUCAGUUCAGCACACUCGCAAACUUCUCCAAGAGACUGGUGUAGAGCGCGAUAUCACAAUAAUUCCUUGCAUUUUAUUAUGCGAUGGUAUACGUGUAAGUCCUAUAUAUAAUAAUUUGCAUAUUCCUUCUAACUGUGAAUUGCACUCGUGCCAAAUGAAAUUGUAGCGUUUGUAACGCGAUGGAUUGCGAAAAACGGAUUAUCGUUUGCAUUGAUUAUGGAUUCUAUGACGUGACCAUGUCACAGAAUUCACGACAAGUGAUCUGGUACAUCAUGCGAUACAAAGUCAAUAUCGUGACUUGUUCGUACGAUGCACCGGAAAAAAAACUAGAAGAAUAAUAUAUCCGUCGAAUUUUCGCAUCAGAUCUCCUGUUUGUACAUUACAGUGCAAUUUCGAAUGUAUUUGUAUUUGACUGGUAAUUAUAGGAUGAUAGUGUGUCUUUAUAUUGUUCUCUUUUCUUUUUCUCGUGUAUGUAAGAGUCGUGGCUUAAUAAAUAUGAAAAUUGCAUCUUUGUGAGGUAGUGUAAUUUCCGUUGAGCGUAAAUAAAGGUGUACGCGUGAAAACGUACGCUUGUAUAAAUUUAUUAUUAUCGCGUUUUGUAGCGUUUUUAUUUUUGGUAUGGUUCGUCACAGCGACCUUGUAAAAAGUCUAAUCGUUGCACAUUUGAUUUAAACGCAUCUUUGUGUUUAAUAUUGAUUUUUUAAUUGCUUCCUAAUAAUAUAUCUAUUUCAUAUUAUAUUAAAAUUAUUGCAUAUAAUCUCGGUUAAACAGAGAACCAUAUGCAACCCGCUUUAUUUCUAAGUGUAGUUAAAAAAUCAAAUAUGCCACAAAUAUGUAGUAAAAAUAAUGUUCUGCUCUUUUAUUAUUUUUGUAUCUAUCUUUACCUUUUGUCUCUCGUUAAAUCCGCAUAUUCAACCAAACACGCGAAACGAUGUAUAGGUCUUUUAUUUUUCAUAAGUUUGACUUUAAUUGUGGUUUACGGUUUUUUUAUUCAAACGGAAUAAACUGAAUUAUGAGAGUUAAAAGAGUAUCAAAUUAGUAUACUUUUAUAUAAAGAAUCGCUAUAUACUUUUUGUUUCUCAUUUAUUAAUUUAAGUCGGCAAUUUGACGCCACUUAAGCGAUUUGAUUGAUAAAAUAAAGGUUUAAAAUCAUGAUAUUUGUUGGAAAGUAUUGUGGACAUAUCUAAAAACGUUACGGAUUAUCAUUUGGCAUACUAGUGCACUUCUUGAUAUUAAAAAAAAAAAAAAAAUAGAUAAUUCUUUUCAGGAAAGAAUCGAUUUCCAUUACAGAUUAGUAAGUUCUGAUCUUUAUUGUAUCACAAGUUUUUGAAGAAAAAGCGUCAGUGACGUUAAAUAAAAAAUUAGUUUUUUUUAUGACUCAAAAAAAAGUAGUCGCACUCGGAACUUUGCUCGUAAUGCGGAGCACGCGGUGCGGCAAGGAGACAACAUGAUUUUCCAUUGCAGCAAACAAUCUUACACGUUCUUUGUUAUCUAGUGUAUGGAGUAGAGACAAGCUAAAAAAAAAUCGUGAUUGAUUAAAAUGACGAGACUUAACAUGACAGAUUAUCGAGACGAAUGAGCAUUAAUAGUAACAACGUAUGUGCAGUAACGGUGAUUAACAGCGAUAUUUGUAUCUUUUUCAUUAUGAGAUUGUAAUAAAAAGAAAGAAAGAAGCCAUUAUCGAUUCCGUCUGGUGUACACAUUCGUUAAUAUUGCAUUAUUCAUGCUGAUUAGAGGUGUGCGAACUGUAUAGCUAUAUACAUAAUCGGAAACGAAAUAAUACGCAUAUAUUGACCAACAAUAGAACACACAUAUUUUGAAGAUAUACUUUACAUUUUUGCAUUGUGAAUAAAGUGAAUGAUCGCAGAUAUUCUUCCGGUGAGCGCGAGAGAGUGAAAGAAAAAAAAAAAAAAUAACGAGGACACAACUAAAAGCAAAUACGUCGAACGAACGAGAGAAGUAAAUGUAUGUCAAGCGUUUUUCAACACGAAGGUGCUGUUAGAAUUGUUAUGACUUGCGUGUAUGAUAAAAAAACGUGAGGAAUAAUGUUUCUUCUAGCACGAAUACUAUGGACCGACCGGUCCGCGGUCGACAAAGCUUUACCGCUAAUAGGCGAGAGAGGUAAAUAGUUGUAAGUAAACUCUUGUUAGCGACUGCAUAUAUAUACAUAUAUAAAUAUAUAAAUACAUAAACUCGUAUAUAUAUAUAUAUAUACAUAAAAAAUGCGAUUUGAGUAGGAUGCGUUUUGAAAAGAUUGGAAGACCAAAUGUAGAUUAGCUUCCUUUUUUUUCGGAGAAAAGGUGUAAAUCUGUACUCAUAUAAAAACUUUUGAGAGAAAAAGAAAAGAAAAUCGGGCUACAUUAUCUUCGCCGUGGUUCUGCGCGCGAACGUGGACUGCUAUUAGCCACUUAUUACGAGUUAAUAAAAAGAUAUAAAUACACGCAGCCGGCGAGAUCAACGAAGGAGCGAACUGAUGGACCGGGAGACCGGGAGGAUCAAGUAACGUUUUUCGUUCUAUCUCUUAGUGUAUGUUUUAUAGUCGAUUCAGACUUCACAUCGUCUAUACUCGAAUCAAUUUAGGACGACAAAAGAAGUAUACUAAGUGUGAUGUAUAAUGGAAAAUAAUGGGAAAAGAUGCAAAAUAUAAUGCAGGAAGCAAAGGUACUGAAAACGAAGAAAAGAGAAAAAGAGUUAAGAUUUUCAGCGAGUUAAGCACGUUUGUUCUCAUAUAAUUAUAUACAUUAAUAAUUUUUGUAUUUUUGUCAAAUAUUAACCGAGCGAGAGAAUGCACGAUAUAUGCAUUACUCAACUAUUGCUAUUAUAUGAUCAAUAAUAAUAAUGAUAAAUAGCUACUACUGUGUAUAAAUAUGGAUAUAUAAGAAUAAAUGUAUUAAAGAAGUCUGGCAAUUUA
Molecule: messenger RNA, 6894 nt
Organism: Monomorium pharaonis (pharaoh ant)
Lineage: Eukaryota; Metazoa; Arthropoda; Insecta; Hymenoptera; Formicidae
Gene: lig
Product: protein lingerer
Exons: 15
Coding region: 225-3638 (1137 amino acids)
Cellular component (GO): cytoplasm; nucleus
Molecular function (GO): protein binding
Source: RefSeq, a predicted model, not a curated record